AUGGAGUCGGUGCACCAUGUGUCGGCCUCUUCCAAGGUCCUACUAAAGAAGGUGCGCAAUUUGGUACCUCCGAUGCUCGAGAAAUUCCACAAAGGUCAACAGGGACGUGUUGCCGUUAUUGGAGGAUCCUUAGAUUACACAGGAGCUCCCUACUUUUCUUCAAUGGCAUCGGCUCGACUAGGAUGUGACAUGAGCCAUGUAAUCUGCGACAAGUCGGCUGCCGUUGUCAUCAAAACUUAUUCCCCGAAUCUAAUGGUCCACCCGAUACUGCCAAGCAGCGACACCGUCAAAAACCCCGAGUCCAUUGACGCUCCGUCACUCGCUAGUCCCAUUAUCGCUAUGAUUCCUCGCCUCCACUGUCUCGUGAUUGGACCGGGUCUAGGUCGCGACGGAGUCACGCUCAAGGUGGUAGCGGAGGUCAUGAAGGAAGCGCGGUCCCGGUCGAUACCGUUUGUUUUGGACGCAGACGGUCUGAUUCUCGUCACCGAGGACCCGGAUCUGGUGAAGGGGUAUAAGGAUUGUAUUCUAACUCCUAAUGUGAACGAGUUCAGUCGUCUCGCGAAAGCCAUGGGAAUCGACGUUCCCAGCCAAGCCCAGAUUGGCUCCAAGUCCGAUGGCGGUGGCAAGACAAGUGAGGAGACCAAGGCCUGUGAACAGCUCUCCCAGGCGCUUGGUGGCGUUACUAUCAUUCAGAAGGGUCCUCAUGACAUCAUCUCCAACGGUGUCACCAGUAUUGUCUCGGACAUCCAGGGUGGGCUGAAGCGGAGCGGAGGACAAGGAGAUACGCUCACCGGGUCGUUGGGCACGCUCUUGGCCUGGAGGGCGGCCUACCAUAACGGGCUGUGGGAUUCGGGGGAGAAAGACAACCAGAAAGAGGCAGAAACUAAAGAAGAGGUUCAGGCGGAGCUAGAGUCGGAGAACCAGCGGAUGUCCCCGGUCACAACUUUGCUUCUGGCGGCGUUCGCGGGCAGUAGCAUCACGAGGGAGUGCUCCCGGCGAGCGUUUCUGGCCAAGGGGCGGAGCAUGCAGGCUAGUGAUCUCACCGAUGAAGUUCAUGAGAGUUUCCUGCGCCUGAUUGGGGAGCCGGAGGCGUCGAAAAUGCGGCUGUAG
Molecule: messenger RNA, 1110 nt
Organism: Aspergillus ibericus CBS 121593
Lineage: Eukaryota; Fungi; Ascomycota; Eurotiomycetes; Eurotiales; Aspergillaceae
Product: ATP-dependent (S)-NAD(P)H-hydrate dehydratase
Exons: 6
Coding region: 1-1110 (369 amino acids)
Biological process (GO): metabolite repair
Molecular function (GO): ATP-dependent NAD(P)H-hydrate dehydratase activity
Source: RefSeq, a predicted model, not a curated record